AUGGGUCAAAUGGUUUCAUCUGUCAUUGAAAGCCUUCAAGAUGACGCAGAAAAGCAGAAGUUAGCAAACGAUGCUUUGAAUCAGAUGGAGGAACUGGACCUCAAAGUUCCUUUCUUACCAAGUCACCUCAAAAAUAGUAACAGAAGCGUGGACGCAAAGUUGAUCCCCGUCGGUCAGAUCCUACAUCAAGAUUCAAUCGUGCGAUGCGGCAUCUCCAACAAACCCGAUGAUAUUUCCAAAGAGAUCACCGAUGCCUUUGGCGCAUUUGUCAAAGGGGACAUGGCAAAAGGAAUAGGCCUGGUAGUUCAAGACGGCAUGAAGGCUCUUGUUGGCUCAUAUGAAGGAAACAAGUCGACGAGGACUAGUUAUACUAUCACGACUGGAGACCUGGGUGGUAUUCAACGGGUUGAUAUUCGAAUGUUUGCUUGGAAGUACUCGUCUAAGCAAUUGGUAGAUAUCACGAAAGAUUUGAUCGCUGUGGCCGUCAUCAUCUCGUCCGUGGAUCCCAAGCUCGUCUCGGACUUUUCCAUUCGAGCCUUGGUCCAAGAACAAUAUGGGGGACUUCCAGUGGAUCAACAAAAAGCCCUUCUCAAAAUAAUUCUGGAUGCGAAAAAAGAAGCAUCAUGA
Penicillium soppii is the source of this 627-nucleotide messenger RNA. RefSeq lists its product as uncharacterized. The transcript has 3 exons. The record is from RefSeq and is a predicted model, not a curated record. Bases 1 to 627 code for a protein of 208 amino acids. Lineage: Eukaryota; Fungi; Ascomycota; Eurotiomycetes; Eurotiales; Aspergillaceae.